Molecule: messenger RNA, 891 nt
Organism: Verticillium nonalfalfae
Lineage: Eukaryota; Fungi; Ascomycota; Sordariomycetes; Glomerellales; Plectosphaerellaceae
Exons: 2
Coding region: 1-891 (296 amino acids)
Biological process (GO): iron-sulfur cluster assembly; mitochondrial respiratory chain complex I assembly
Cellular component (GO): mitochondrion
Molecular function (GO): 4 iron, 4 sulfur cluster binding; ATP-dependent FeS chaperone activity; ATP binding
Source: RefSeq, a predicted model, not a curated record
AUGAGACCAACACUGCCACGGCUCUUGCAGCCUUCUAUUCGCCUCCUCGGCCAUGAGAACCCCUUGGGCCUCCCCCGCAGCGGCACGCCGCCUCACUGGCCCAAACGCCCCGAGCGCCGUCCGAUCCGCAACGUUGCCAAAGUCAUCGCCGUGUCCUCGGCCAAGGGCGGCGUCGGCAAGUCGACGGUGGCCGCGAACCUCUCGCUCGCCUUUGCCCGCCUCGGCUACCGGGCGGGGAUCCUCGACGUCGACAUCUUCGGGCCCUCGGUGCCCACCCUCUUCAACCUGUCGGGCGAGCCGCGCCUCUCGGCCCACAACCAGCUCGUGCCGCUGACCAACUACGGCGUCAAGACCAUGUCCAUGGGCUACCUCGUCGACGAGGCCGCGCCCGUCGUGUGGCGCGGCCCCAUGGUCAUGAAGUCGGUCCAGCAGCUCCUGCACGACGUCGACUGGGCCGGCCUCGACGUCCUCGUCCUCGACCUGCCGCCCGGCACCGGCGACACGCAGCUCACCAUCACCCAGCAGGUCCUGCUCGACGGCGCCCUCAUCGUCACGACGCCCCACGCCCUCGCCGUCAAGGACGCCGUCAAGGGCGUCAACAUGUUCAAAAAGGUCGGCGUCGACAUCCUCGGCCUCGUCCAGAACAUGUCCCUCUUUACCUGUCCGCACUGCGCCGGCCACACCAACGUCUUCGGCACCAACGAGCGCGUCGAGACCAUGUGCCGCGAGCACGCCAUCGAGUUCCUCGCCGACGUGCCGCUGCAUCCUGCCAUUGGCGACGACGCCGACAGGGGCAAGCCGACGGUCGUGGCCGAGCCCACGAGCGAGCGCGCCCGUGUUUUCGUGAAAAUGGCCGAGGAUGUUGCUGCCAAGCUCAACAUGUCGAGGUGA